Molecule: messenger RNA, 2440 nt
Organism: Lytechinus pictus (painted urchin)
Lineage: Eukaryota; Metazoa; Echinodermata; Echinoidea; Temnopleuroida; Toxopneustidae
Exons: 7
Coding region: 246-791 (181 amino acids)
Source: RefSeq, a predicted model, not a curated record
AAUCGCACAUAUACAUGGAGGCGUGUGAUGUGACUAAAUUUUGGUGAUCAUAUCAUUAUUGGUUACUCUAUUUCCAGUUCAUCGAUCAUUACUGAUUUACAUGAUAAUGGAUUUUCUAGACAAGAUACGCAACCUCUAGUUCUGAUUGUCAGACAGGGGACUCAUAUCGUUCCUGUUCGGCCGGGAGAAACAGAAGGGGAAUUUCCUGCGUAAGGACAGAUUUUACAGGAAAUUCCAAGAAAGUAAUGUCGUCUUCCGAGAUGGCGGACGUCCCGACUCAAAUUAUGGACCAAGCAGUUCGGUCCUUCAAUGCUCAAGGAGAGAAAGCAGAGUUUCCAAGGAUACUAGGUUCGCCCGAAGAAGCAGUCAAGGCUGUCAAGGAGUUCCGUCGAUUGAAUUCGCUCGAGGAGACUCAAAAGAAGUUCGAUGACCUUGACUUUACAAGUCCGGACGUCCUGUUGGAUAUAAAGAAAAUCGACCUUGACCUGAGCAUUACCGCCCUUGAGAAUGUUGGCCUGCAUCACGUGACACCGAUGUUUGGACUCGAUAAAAUUCCAAACCUUAUGAUGGCCGUCGGUUCUGCGUAUAGUGGCUGCCCCGAGAUGAAGAAAACCAUGAUAGAAUUCGGGAUAGAUCGAUCUCUGCACGCACCUCCACCUCACCUCAUGGCGGUCGGUGAUGCGAUCCCAGAUCUUCAACUGGUGUCCUUGACUGGAAAGGCCAUGACGCUUUCUGAUCUUCACAUCAACAAGGAUAGACCGAUGAUGAUCCUGGCUUCAUCAGCCUCCUGACCCCCGCUCAGGGCCUGUGUAGUAGGUGGUACGCUUGCUGGUAUUGUUCGUGACUACCGAGGCCGGGUCGAUUUCCUCGCCGUCUAUCUCGCCGAAGCUCACCCGAAGGGAGGAUGGACGAAGGGAACCAAGUUAAGUUCGAGGGAACAACAUCGAUCACUUCAAGAAAGAAUUAUGGAAGCAAAAAAUCUCCUACAGAUAGAUGAAGAAACACAUGAUUGUAUGACCGAUGACGUCACUGAUGUUUCGAGGUUCCGCAUCGUCGCUGAUCAGAUGGACAACCUCUUCUCCAGAAUGUUCCAGGCGCACCCAGAUCGUGUGAUAUUCAUGCGAAAUGGCAAAGUAGUCUACAUCGGGAAAAACAUCAUUCAACACGUCAAGAACCCUACGCGAUUAAUGACACAUGAAGCACGUGACUGGUUGGAAGAAAACGUAGGCCCGGCUGCAAAGAAAUAAUGUGCGUCUACAAAUACUUACUUAAUAAUUAUCAACCAAAGUAAUUAAAAAUGCUAUAUCAGGGAAAAGUCCCAAGAAAUAGACAUAACUAUUCUUCCUGUAAGAGUCAUGCAUUAUUUCAGUUUCUCAAAUUUAUCAAAUCCAAGGUCUUGAAACUUGCAAUAAGGUUUGGAAAAUCUAGAUAUUAUUAAUUUUCAGUGUUUGAAUUCUUAUUCAGUGGCAAGAGAAAUUGAAUGCAUGUUAAUUUUAGUUUUAUAAAUCAGGGAUGCCAGUGGGGCCCUCACCUUGUGCAAGUGUUAAAAUAAUGCAUCAUUAUAAACAGAAUGCUUAAAUGAUGCAAACCUAUAGCUGUAAUAUCCAUUGGUGACAUUCAUAAUUAACAGGGCCUGUGGAACCCUGGGGGGGGGGGGGUGAGCUGGGAUAUAGGGCUUCGCUAUUCGUCACUUAGCCCUUCCCACUUCUUCAAUAACCAUUAAAAAAUAAAAACCGUUACAAUGGGCAUGAUCGUGAUCUUAUUGAUAUUCACCCUCCACCCAAAGUUUCAAAAAGGUUUUGCAUCCCCUGACUGGGGUAUAUAAUUUUUUUUAAAUCUGACUUUCUGAUUGUUGGUAUAAGAGAAGGUCUUUAGGAUAACAUAUUCUCAUGUUACUCAUAUGCCAUAUUUACACCUGUACAAUUCUGGUGAGAUGAACUUUAAGUUUAGAUAAAUGAUAACAAUACCUUGAACGAACGCUACAUUUAAAAUCAAUGGAAUUUCGAAGUUGAUGAAUAAUUAGUCAAAGACAGUUGCUACAAAUUUCACUAUUUUCCUAUAAAAAAAAUGGAUCGCGCAAUGAAAUUCGCAUUACCGAAAUUUAUCAACUCUUGUUUCUUGUAUACUGUAUCUUAUUUGUUUUAUAAUGAUAUCAAUAAAAAGAUAAUAAUAAAAUUCAUUAUGAAUCGCUAUUUUGUAACACAAUAAACAUUAACUUGUGGUAAUCUAUGGUAGGCUGAAAUGAUAUGCCUAGAAGAUGUGGUUUCCUAGUACAUGGCGAAAACAGAGCUAAUGAAGUAUCCACAGCAAAACUUUAAUCUGUGGGAACGGAUGAAAGAAAGUGUUUCGAUCAUGUUCACUAUUAAAUUAUUUUCUUCUUAUGGCAUACGUUUCUUUCUGACCCUUUGGAUCUUUGAUUAAAAGAUUAUAUAAACCAAAA